AUGAGCCUUGACAAGACAAAGUCGAAGUCUUACGAAAACAAGAUGGAGGAGUGGCUUUCCGUGGUCAGUGUGAAGGUCCCCGAUCUCAAUGGCCUGGUUCUUGAUUACCUGAUGCACGAGGGCCUGGGAGAUGUUGCAGCCGAGUUUGCUAAGGAUGUUGAGAUCCCGUUUGCUACGUCCUCGUUUCUGGACCACAGGUCCCAGAUAAGAGGAGCAAUCGAGGAGGGAAAUAUCGACAUGGCAAUAUCCAAGAUAAACGAUCUGAACUCGGAGAUAAUAGACAGCAACAUUGAGCUGUACUACUUCCUCAUGGAGCAGAAGGCUUGCGAACAGGCACAGGCGACAAGAGGCGACAGUGAAAACAUGGACGGGCAGAAGGUGUUUGUUCUUCUUGAAGAGGUUCUUGAGUUUGUACGCUCGGAGUUGUCCUCCAUUGUUGAAGAAAACCCGUCUCUGGGACAGCACUUCGAAGAUCUUCUUGAGUUUGUCGUGUUCAACUCCAAAAAGGAGGCAGUGGUUGAAAGAAGGAGAAGGCUGGCAGAGUAUGUCAACAGGUGCAUACUGGAGAAGUACGAGGUAACGGAGAAUGAGCUAAAGAAGAUCCUCAACGGAAUAGUGAGCGGGGAGAAGUCGCUGACAGAGAAGUACAAGUUCCCAACCUUCAACGAGUCGUUCGCUGCAUAG
Encephalitozoon cuniculi GB-M1 is the source of this 684-nucleotide messenger RNA. RefSeq lists its product as uncharacterized. The record is from RefSeq and is marked provisional. Bases 1 to 684 code for a protein of 227 amino acids. The transcript has a single exon. NCBI's taxonomy places the organism in Eukaryota, Fungi, Microsporidia, Unikaryonidae. Gene Ontology annotation, molecular function: protein binding.